CUGCUGUGUACCACCUCUCGUCCCCCCGCUGCCCAACUGCUGCUUAUCUACCACGGUGCAAGCGUACAUACCUCCCCCGCACUUUCAUUGAGGACGAAUUUAGCUCGUCGUGAUGUCUGCCCCAACGGAUCCCCUGGCGUUCCCUGCCUCGGCCGGCCCGACCGCCCAGAAGGACGCACCACCCUUGUCCGUUCCCACGUUUGACGUUACAGGAAAAAUGUUCGUGGUUACCGGAGGCACUCAAGGAAUGGGCCUCGUAAUCUCAGCCUGCAUCGCAAAAGCGGGCGCAAGCGCGGUGACCAUCAGCGCGCGGAGCCAGGAUACGGGAGAGAAGGCCGUCGCUCAACUAACCGAGCAUACACCAUCUUGCCGGGCAAUUCUUCUUCGUGCCGGCGGACGUUGCCAACAAGGAAGACUGCUCCAGACUGGUGUCGGAGGCAGAUCGACUAAUGGGUUGCAUCGAUGGUCUGGUGAAUUGUGCCGCAUGGACAGCGCGAGCAACGCUCGACACCACGACGGUGGAGGUGUGGGAUCGCAUGAUGAACACGAAUGUCCGGGGUCCCUUCCUCCUGGUCCAGGCGGUGUCCAAGUCGAUGAGGAGUAAAGGUCAUCCAGGAUCGAUCGUCAACAUCUCCAGUGUCGUUGCCCAUGGCGGCAUCCCGAAAGUCAGCACAUACUCCGUAUCGAAGGCAGCCCUCAAUGCCUGCACGAAGAUGCACGCCUACGAGCUCAAAGGGGCCCGCAUCAGGGUAAACGCAAUCAACGUGGGGUGGACGUUGACGGACAACGAACACGUCCUUCAGCGGGUUGAGAUGGGGAGCGAGAACUGGAUCGAAGACGCCGAUAAGGGGCAUGCCAUGGGGCGGUUACUUCGGCCCGUGGAUAUCGCCGCUACGGUUGGACACCUCCUCUCCGACGCUAGCGCGAUGAUGACGGGUACCAUCGUCGACCUGCACCCUGAAAUGGUGGACAAUUGCUGGGGUUGAGAGAGGAGAGGGGGGCAAGAGGACCUCCACCUUACCGAAAUGUUAUUGGAAGGAUGGAAGGAUAUAUUGGGCACAGCUUUCAGCUCUGUACCCGGAAAAGGGAACCUGUUCUUGCGUAAUAUUGCUACAAAAGCAUAUUGCUCUAUGCAAGUCAAGGCUAACGAGGUGGAAACACAUGUGUUUGGGUGUUGAGGAGAGCUGCAUGAAUUUAUCUUGCGUCUACUUCAUGUUUGUAAGCACGCUUUCCAGGGAAAGGAGUACGCUUUCAAUGCGGUGGCCAUUCCGCACUUACUGUCGAGGCGUGAACAACAUAAGCGUGGUAGAUAUAGAGUUUAUUAUCGCGUAUACCGACCAGUCGCUGCAGCGUUCAUUGUCUUGUAGAAGUAGGUCGGUCUCUUUCGCCAUCGACACGUCCGUUCGGGGCCCAAGUAGCCGAAAACAAUACCAGUAGACGACACUUGAGCAACGCGGGACAUGCCGACAGGCUAGGCG
Ectocarpus sp. CCAP 1310/34 is the source of this 1478-nucleotide messenger RNA. The record is from the annotation of a GenBank genome assembly. Lineage: Eukaryota; Phaeophyceae; Ectocarpales; Ectocarpaceae.